Molecule: messenger RNA, 2877 nt
Organism: Plasmodium relictum
Lineage: Eukaryota; Apicomplexa; Aconoidasida; Haemosporida; Plasmodiidae
Product: major facilitator superfamily protein, putative
Exons: 7
Coding region: 1-2877 (958 amino acids)
Biological process (GO): transmembrane transport
Cellular component (GO): membrane
Molecular function (GO): transmembrane transporter activity
Source: RefSeq, a predicted model, not a curated record
AUGAAUGAUAAUUUAAAAAAAAAAUUGAAGAUAAAUAAAGGUAAUGUUUAUUCAAGUUUAAUAAAAGACAAUGUAGACGAUUUUAUUACUAGAGAAGAAUAUUAUAACAGUAAAUCAUCAAACACUUUUAAUGUGAAUAUUGAUGAAUGUUCUGAAGAUAUUAAAAAUGAUUUAAAAAAGGAAAUAAAUAAAGAAUCCCAUAAAAAAAAUUACGAAUAUAGAUCAGAUGAAAAUUAUGAAAAUAUAAAAGAAUUAAUUUCAAAAGAAAGUAAACAUAAUAGUUAUAUAAAAAAAAAAAAUUUUCUUAAUAUAAUAAAGAAGGAUGAUUUAAUUUUAAAAAGUAAUGAAUUCAACGAGUACAAUAGCAUAGGUGAUAAAAAUGAAAGCAUUAAAAAAAAAAAAAAAAAAAAUUCGAAAGUUUUUCCAAAUUUUGUAAAAAAAAAUUAUAUAUCUGUGUCAAGCAUAAAAAAUAACAAAUAUAACCAAAACAUUAAAGUACAUAGACUUGUGAAAAAAAGUAAAAGUUCAGAAUUCAUUAAUAAUGGAAAUACAAGUAUAGAAAAAGAUAAAAACAUAUCUGAGAAAGAAAAUACAAAUAUAAAGCUUUCUAUAUUUGAUAUGAGUGAUAACAAUUAUAGCGAUAACACUUACUGUAGUAAUAAUAAUUAUUAUAAAAAUAAUAAUAUUAUUAAUAACGGUAAUAAUGAUCGUUAUGAUAAUAAAUAUAGUCAUAAAAAAAAAAAAUUUAACAAAAUGUUUGCUACAAAAAAUAUGAAUAAUUUUGAAUAUGUAAUGCAUGAAGAUACAGAAAAUAAUUUAAAUAAUGACGAAAUGAAUAGCAAACAGAAUGAAAAAAAUAAUUUAAGUUAUAUUAAAGAUUUUAAUGAGCAAAAUGGUAAUACAUACAUAUUAAAUAAUAUCAAUAUAAAUGAUUUACAUAAUAGUAAUGUAAAUGAAAGAAAUGAAAUUCUUGGCAUAUAUGUAAAUAAUUAUAAUGGAAAAUCGAAAAUAGAUUUAAUAAAUAACUUUUUAAAAAAGAAAAAAAAAAAAAAAAAGCAUAAAAAAAAAAAUAGUAGCUGUGAGAUUGUUGAUAAUAAUUACAAAGAAAAUUAUAGUUACAUUCUCUGUAAUACUAAAAAAGAGAAAAGACACAUGAAUAAAAAUAUAAAUUCAUUAUUACAUGAAAAUAAAAAUGAUAGGAAGAAUAGUUUUAAUAAUAAUUUAAAAUAUCAAAUAAUAAAUAGUGCAAAAAAAAUACGAUAUGUAAGUAAAAGCAAUGAAAAGGAAGAAAAAAAAAAAAAGAAAAAAAUAUCGAUGAGUAUUUUAAAAAGUAUAAAUAACAGUGAAGAUUUAUUUAAAUGGAGGAAUAAAUAUCAUACUAUAAAAGCAUUAGCUUUAGAUGAAAAAAAAAAUAAGAAACUUCUUGUUUUUGCAUUUGUCAUUUUCUUAUUUUUAAAUGUUUUUAUUAAUUAUGAUAGUGGUAUAUUACCAAUAUCCUUAAAUAAAAUUACUGAUGAUUUUGAUUUAAGUAUAACAUUACAGGGUUUAUUAGGUUCUAUGCCUUAUAUAGGAUUAACCAUAGCAAGUUUUUUUUUAGCAACUAUAUUACAAAAAUAUGAUCAAAAAAAAAUUAUUUUAAAAUCAAUGCUAUUAAAUACCAUAAAUAUAUUAUUAAGCUUUUUUUGUACUAAUAAAUUUUUUUUCAUUUUUUUAAGAUUUAUAUAUGGAAUUACACAUUCUGUUUUAAUAAUUUACUUUCCUGUUUGGACUCAUGAAUAUGCACCAUCUUUAAAUUUAACUUUUUGGUUGGGUCUAAUUCAUAUAUCAACAAUUAUAGGAAUAACAGUAGGAUAUUUAUGUACUGGAUUAUUAAUUUUUUUUAAUUUUUCAUGGAUGUAUUCCCUUUUAAUUCAAGCUUUUUUUUUAAUUCUUUUUUCUAUACUUUUAUUUACUAUACCAAAAAAAUUUAUUAACAUAUCUAAUAUAUCAAAAAAUCAUAAAUUAAACAAUAUUUCUAAAUAUAGUAUUUUCAAUAAUAAUGAUAAUGAUACAACUACAGAUAUAUACGAUAAUGAUACUAUUAUUAUUUAUGUAUCAAAAAAUAAUAGUGAUUUUAAUAGUUUAUAUAAUGAGCAAAAUAUUAAUUUUUCAGAAAAUGUGAAUUAUGAAAAAAGCAUAAUGAAUAAUCAGAAAUUAAAUUACUUAAAAAGAGUUUACUAUAAAAUAAAAAAAACUUACUUUUUUUCAUCCAUUGUAGCAAUAUUUAAGUGUCCAUUAUAUAUUUGGCUAGUUUUCUCAUUAUGUAACCUUUUUUUUGUUGUUAUCGGAAUAUUUUUUUGGUCAACUAAUUUUUUUAUUAAUUAUUUAAAUAUUGGUUCAUUAGAAGCUAUGUUUUAUUUUAUUGGUACUUCUUUGACCGCCCCAGUUAUAGGAAUAUUAAUAGGAAGUAAAAUUGUAGAUAAAUUUAUUGGUGGAUAUAAAGAAUACAAAAAUAGAUUAAGAACUUUAUAUUUUUGUAUUUUCAAUUCUUUUUUAACAUUUCUUUUAGCUUUGAUGAUUUGUAUUUUUGACAACUAUAAAUUCACGUUAAUGUUUACAUGGAUAAUUUUGUUAUUUGGUGCAAUGUUAUUGCCACCUAUAACAGGAAUAAUAUUAUCAACUGUUAAAUCUGAAAUAAGAUCUUUUGCCUCAGCCUUUUCGAUGUUUUUGUACAAUAUUUUUGGAUAUGCAUUAGGAACGUUCUUUCCAGGAUUCAUUGUUGAUUUUUUCAGGGUUAGCGAAGUUGUCAGUAUCAAGGUUGUUUAUCUAUGGUCAUUUUUUGGUUUAAUAAACUUAUGUAUUGCCACUUUAUUUGCAAAGAAAAAAGAAAUUUAUUAA